UAUUGAUACUACGAGUUAUCGCGAUAUUUCGUCUUGUGGGACAUAAUCGAUACUCAGACGUCAGAUAUCGAUAUUUAAACAAUAAACAUACAGCCGUUUUGAACAGAUUUGCUCACAAAAUCUGCUACGACUUUAAUCUACAGAGUCACUACUUCAAGCCCCCACAUGACGGCGCUCAUGAAUUAGAGUGGGUGGUGUUGAAAAAAGUAAAUGUUGCCAUAGGCUACCCCGGAAUCAGAAGAGGAAGACAAAAAAGCAAUGGCGCAAAGCGGGGGGGUUAGCAAUUCGAGAAAAAACAGUGAAAGAUGCACCGUCCAAUUUUAAAUCUAAAGUAUGGGCUCACUUUGGGUUUUACCACACUGAAAAUGGAAAAACACUCGAUAAAGAGUUCGCUGUUUGCAAGAACUGCCUCGCGAAGAUCAAGUACACUGGCAACACAACGAACAUGCAUAGCCACCUUGUUCGUCAUCAUCCUGAGCUUGCCGCGGAGGAAAGGAAAGUUAGCGACGCACAUGCUUCUGUAAGCCAGCCUACACUAAACACAGUAUUUAAUGCAAAACUAUCAUCUGGAUCCCCCAGGGCUGCGAGUAUUACGAAGUCCAUUGCUUGCUUUAUUUGUAAGGAUCUUAGACCAUAUUCUGUCGUCGAAAAUGAAGGUUUCCACCGAAUGUUACAUACACUGGAGCCAAGGUAUGACAUACCUUGUCGAAAAUACUUCACUGAAAAAGCUAUCCCUGCGUUGUAUGCAGAGACGAAAGCUAAAGUGGAAAGCGCACUUCAAUCUGCUGAGAGAGUUGCACUUACAUGUGACGCAUGGACUUCCAGAGCCACAGAAUCCUUUGUGACAAUUACUGCUCAUUUCAUUCACGAGUGGGAACUCCAAUCCUAUGUUCUCCAGACUCGCGUGAUGUCCAAGUCUCACACUGGUGCUAACAUGGCAGAGGUGAUACAGAAGGCUACAGUAGAGUGGAAGCUCAUGGGGAAAUACCCAGCGGUUGUCACCGACAACGCAUCUAAUAUGACUGUUGCUGUUGAACUGACCGGAUACCAACACAUUCGGUGUUUUGCACACGUUCUUAACCUCGCUUCACAACAAGCCCUGAAAGUAGCAGCUGUUGCUCGACUCACUGCGAAGGUCCGUAGGAUUUCCAAGUUCUUUCACAGAAGCACCACAGCCGCCGAGGCAUUGAAGAGAAACCAAAUGUUGCUUGCACUGCCACAACACAAGCUCAUCACGGAUGUUGCUGUACGGUGGAACAGCGCUUACGAGAUGCUGGCCAGGUUUCUCCAGCAGCAGCCUGCUGUCUGUGCUGCCCUAUUAUCUCCGGAGGUAAGAAAGAGUACCACUGACAUCUGCACCCUGAAUGAGACCGACAUCUCAAAUGUCGAACAGGUUGUGCAAGCCCUCAAGCCAAUGCUGGUGGCAACAAAUAUCAUGUGCGAGGAGAAGAGCCCAACAAUCUCCAUCAUUGCUCCGCUCCAUGCCCAGCUUUUGAAUGACACAACAAGCACCAUCAAAGAUUCCUCUCUUGUUAAAGAGAUUAAGACCGCCAUCCACCAAGACCUGUCCAAGCGAUAUGACUCUAUGGAGGAGAAAACCAUUCUGUACAUCUCAUCAGCCUUAGACCCCAGGUUUAAGUCUCUGCAGUUCCUCUUGCCACAAGACAUCCAGGACACACAUGCCAAAUUAGUGGAAAUGGCUGCUGCUCUCAAGGAAGAUGCAGACUUAGAGGAAUCUCAAGUGAGCCCUAUUCCUUCUGAUGACAGCACUGAGCAGCAGACUACAGAGACCAGUGCACACACACCAAAGAAGAGGAGGUCUGCACUUGCUGAUCUCCUUGGGCAGACAUUCAAGACCACCCAACAUCAACUGUCAGCUACUUCCAUAGCUGAAACAGAGGUCAAACAAUACCUAGAUGCUCCAUCUCUACCACUGACUGAUGACCCGUUGCAUUGGUGGAAGGCUCAUGCUCAAGCCUACCCACUCCUUGCCAAGCUGGCCUAAAGACGUGUGUGUCCCAGGGACCAGUGUACCUGCAGAACGGAUCUUUUCUACUGCAGGUGACAUAAUCAGCUCUCAGAGGAGCUGUCUUACCUCUGAGCAUGCUGACCAGUUGCUCUUCCUGAAGAAGAACAUGCAGUUUUGAAAUGUGUGCUCACAGUACAGUUUUGGAUUAAACUUUACACACGUACUAAGCACAAGUUAAAUGUUCUCAUUUAUAUGUUCUCAAGUUUACACAACAAAUUGAUAUUAGUGUUAGCACUGAAAUGUAUGUGCAGUCUGCAGUGCAAGUUUUAAGUUUUUUACAGUAAUUUUAGUGGUCAAUAAAUUGAUUUUCUUCAGUGACACAGAUAUCGUGAUGUGGUUGAAAUUUCUUGCAAUAUAUCGAUUAUCGCUGAAUCGCUGUACCGUGAUAUUAUCGUUAUCGUGGGCAAAAUAUCACCAUAGUAUCGUAUCGUGAGGUAUCUGGUGAUACCCAGCCCUAAUAUAUAUAUACACACACACACACACACACAUACACACACACACACAAAUACAAUAACUUGUUUAUGUACACAAUUCACAGCUAUGCAACAGCUGUACAGAUGUAUUUGGUGAUACAGUAAGUGAGCUAAAUUUUAACAGUGCAAACAAUGCCACAAAAAGAAAAGAUUCAUGCCGUUGUCAUGCCGACCGAGGCUGUUGUGUUUCCCGCUUGUGGUCUCGUCACUCGUCACUUCCGGAAGGGGCAGUGCUGAAGUAAGUAGCUCGAAUAC
This is a messenger RNA of Neoarius graeffei (lesser salmon catfish), 2757 nucleotides long. Its product is annotated as E3 SUMO-protein ligase ZBED1-like. The record is from RefSeq and is a predicted model, not a curated record. The coding region runs from base 446 to 2005 and encodes 519 amino acids. The transcript is spliced from 3 exons. NCBI's taxonomy places the organism in Eukaryota, Metazoa, Chordata, Actinopteri, Siluriformes, Ariidae.